This is a messenger RNA of Colletotrichum truncatum, 765 nucleotides long. RefSeq lists its product as uncharacterized. The record is from RefSeq and is a predicted model, not a curated record. NCBI's taxonomy places the organism in Eukaryota, Fungi, Ascomycota, Sordariomycetes, Glomerellales, Glomerellaceae.
AUGCGAGCCGGGUACGCCUGGACUCGGCAGGUUGAGCAGAUGUUGGCGCUUGUGCUUGGAACAAAUGACCAUAAUCUCUCGAAAGGUUUCCUGCCGUUGGAACAGCACCGGAUGCUUGAGGUUCUCGGCGGUAUCGAGAUGGAUGCGUGGAUAGUUGGCCGGCAGUCGAAACCAAUGCACAUAUGGGCUACGUAUUGCCGUGGGCGCCAGGGUAUAGAGCCUGUCACGGGACUCCCGCGACCGCUCAUAGACCUCAUAUCGCAAGUGGGACGACACGAGGAUGUGAAAGAGGAGCUGGGGCUCUUUAUCGCAGCGUUGCCAAACAUACGUUCCCCUGCCGUUAAGCACUGGCACUGCUUUGCUGUCGCCUCUUUGUUGACAUUGCAACAGUCGCGAAAAAAAAGCCUCACGUCACACGACGUGCAAGUGAUUCGAGAGAUGGAAAACGAGCUUGCAAAUCUUAUACGGGAGUUGUACUCGGAUCUGGGGCCUAUCAACGCCUCCGCACUGGCUUGGCCUUCGUUCUGUUUAGGCCGACAGUCGCGAUCCCGGAAGAACCUUGAGUUGGUAGAAGAAGUAUUAGGGCGCGCGGUUCCAAGGGUAGGUACUAGUGGGUCUUGGGGCCACGGAGGUACGCCCAUAGGCGCUAUGUACAGACAGUGGCGAUCGGAUGGGGUGGAUUUUCCCCCGCCUCGGGGACCAGGUCCAUGUCUACAGAGGGGAUUGGAAUUGGUGGAUCAGUCGUUCGAAGUAGGCCUCUGGUAG